GGUCUGGGUCAGAGUAAAUCCGCCUGUGUUCAGAGCGGAUCAUGCAGACGCGCAUCAGCGACUGAACCGCACAGGCUGCUGAGGAGCUCCGCACAUUCACUGCGCACCUGGCGCUUCAUUUGCGCACAGAAUAGAAAAAGAAAGAGAAAGAGAGAGAGUGGGAAGAUAAAGGUGGAAGAGGAGAAACUUGCCUACGGAUAUAAUGAGGGAAGCCUGGGGAAAUGACCCUGAUGGAGAGGAAAACCUGACGGGGAUGUGAACCGAUCCACAGACAUCAGUCUAAUCAGCAGUGUUUUCCACCAUGACGCCACGAGAGAUCACCAUCUCAACUCACCUGCUCCUCCAUUACCUCCUCCCCUUCACCCUCUGUCUUCUCCAGCCUCCCCACCACCAACCCGUGCACGUGCCCACCCUGGUCCCGCACGCACCGACACCUCUGACCCGCUCGCGCUUCAGCGCCGAGGCCCAGCUGGACUUCACCACCCGCUGCAACUCCAGCUGCUUCCACCGAGCCGAGCAGGAGGAGCAAAUGACGGACAAACUGGCCUUCGAGACGCUGUACGCGGACGGUUUCCGCACCCUCACCACAGUGGAGGUGGAGGAGGAUGAUGGUGAUGAUGAUGCUCUUCACCCGACUCACGCGCCCGCGUGGAGGCGGAGGAGACGAUUGAGGCGGAGGAUGAAGCGGCAGAUCUACGGAGCGGACGGGCGUUUUAACAUCCAGGGUGACGACUUCCUGAUGGAUUAUCCCUUCUCCACAGCGGUGCGCAUCUCCACCGGAUGCACGGGCGUCCUGGUGUCCCAGCAGCACGUCCUCACCGCGGCCCACUGCGUGCACGACGGGAAGGAUUACGUUCAUGGAGCCCGGAAGUUGAGGGUGGGCUUCCUGAUUCCUCCGUCCGUUAAUGGCACCAAAGCCGGGUUGAUUCCCAACAAGAAGCCCCUGGUCCGCUGGGUUCGGGUGAAGCGCACCCGGGUGCCGAAGGGCUGGAUCCAGGGCCCGCAGGAGGUCAGCAUGGACUUUGACUACGCCCUUUUGGAGCUGCGGUGGCCUCACCGGCGCCCCUUCAUGCGGCUCUCUGUAGCGCCCUCUUCGGACGAUCUGGCAGGGAACCGCAUCCACUUCUCCGGGUUCGACAGCGACCGUCCGGGGGAGCUGGUGUACCGGUUCUGUCCGGUGGAGGAGGAGUCGAGCGACCUGAUCUAUCAGCACUGCGACGCGCGGCCCGGGGCCAGCGGCUCCGGGGUGUACGGCCGGGUGUGGGACGUCGGCUUGGAGCGCUGGGAGAGGAAGGUGAUUGGGAUUUUCUCUGGACACCAGUGGCUGGAGAUCGACGGAGAGAACCGGGAUUACAACGUGGCUGUCCGCAUCACCCCGCUGAAGUUCGCCCAGAUCUGCUACUGGGUGCACGGAAACCGACUGGACUGCAGAAUUAUGAAUACCAAGAGAUGGAAGGAUGAAUGUAUAAACAGAAGAUGAUUUAUGGCUGACAGAAGGUAAAGCGAAUAAGUA
Messenger RNA from Poecilia latipinna (sailfin molly), 1513 nucleotides. It is a transcript of the gene prss23, whose product is annotated as serine protease 23. Gene Ontology annotation, molecular function: serine-type endopeptidase activity. The record is from RefSeq and is a predicted model, not a curated record. The coding region runs from base 302 to 1480 and encodes 392 amino acids. NCBI's taxonomy places the organism in Eukaryota, Metazoa, Chordata, Actinopteri, Cyprinodontiformes, Poeciliidae. Gene Ontology annotation, biological process: proteolysis. The transcript is spliced from 3 exons.